CAAGCCGAAGAGUUCUUAAUUUAUUCGAGUUCAAUAUCAACAGKCACAGAAUUAUGGACCGUGCUAUUUAGUUUGGCGUAAAAAUGUUUUUUAUUCGAUACUUCGCUGAUGCUUCAAGACUUUUGAGUAAAUUUCUUAUUUCAUAAUGAAAAUUACAGUUUGUUUUAACUCAGUUCGGGUCAUAGUUCCUUGUGGAAAUGGCGACCUAUCCGUCGAAGACUUGACCCAACGAGCUAUAGCCCGCUACAAAAAAGCCACAAAUAAGCACCCAGAUGAUAUUGUGCAAGUUCAGGUUUUAGAAACAACAGAAGAGAGAGCAAUUCUAGACCGUGACGAUGUGGUUAGUGAUGUUCUUGAUGACAAAGACAAGGUUAUUGCUAUAUUUGAAGAACAAUCAAUCAGUCGCCCAGCACAUAAUGGUGGAGAUGGGAUGAGUACAUCCUCUGUUGGUACAUCAAGUCCAGAUAUUUUUCAAUCUGAAUUAACAGCCUUUCAUAAUGAUUUGAAUACUAAGUCAAAUUUGAUGACAACCAAAGAUGAAAAUCAUAAUGAUACUACUCCUUCAAAAUUGGUUGUGGUAUCAACACACAUCAAUGAAAAACUUCCACCUCCACCUGUUGCUCCAAAACCAAGAGGCUAUAAGAGRAAAGACACACAUAUGCUACCUGAUAGCCUGCCUUCAGAGGAUUCUGGAAUAUAUGUAAUAACAAGAAACCGUAUAGGAUCAGAUUCAUCCAAAUCAGAAUUCAGUGAAAUGUCCCCUCGUGUCAUUAGAACAGCAGAGACAGCAUUUGUUGCAAUUGGUACUCCAAUUCAAGUUGAUGCUCAAUUUAACUUCAAUGCAAACUCAGAAAACAAGAAAAAUGAAUCAGAAAAAGAUUUUGAACUAGAAGAUGAUGAUGGUACCUUUUCUCUUGGACGGAACUCAGGCAGACAGAGUAUGUUUGUGGAUAAUCCAGUUUUAGACAGAUGGGCAGAAUUACAGCGUAAAAGAAUAUUAGAUCAGCAAGAGGAACGACAAGAUCCAGCAGGUGCCUCCAUGUCCCCAACAGAAGAAAGAGCAUUUAGCAGUAAUGUAUAUGGUCAAGACAAAAUGGAUGGCUGUGACUCUAUUUGUAGUGGAGAAUCAGAUGACACUUUAACCAUCAACUUGCAACCUGAAACUCCUGGUGACCUUGGUUUUGAAGUUGCUGGCUACAAGACAGCUGAUGGAAGAGAACUUGGUCUUAUUGUAAGAGAAAUUUCUAGUACUGGCUGUGUUGCUAAGGAUGGACAAUUACAGGUUGCAGAUAGAAUAUUGCAAAUUAAUGGCAAGAAUUUGGUAGAUAUACCCAAUGAAAGGGCUGAAGAAAUAUUUGGGGAAGAAUGCCAUGCUCCACUUGUUCAACUUGUGGUUUCUGGUGCACAUUCAUUUGUAAAUGAGAACAAGCAGAAUGAAAUUUGUAAACUGCAAGAAAUUGAAGAACAACAAGCCAUUCAAGAAAAAUGUAUGUCAUCUGAACCCAAUGGAAUUGAACCUCCACCUGGAUUUAGGGAUAUUGGAAAAUCCAUCUCAAACAGUGAUCUUCAAUUAUCUACAAAUGUCAAGAAGAUCAAUAAAAGAUUUCUCAUUGAAUUGAAUAAAGGUUCAGAUGGAUUAGGGUUUAGUAUAACAACACGAGACAAUCCAGCAGGUGGCAACACACCAAUUUUUGUGAAAAGCAUUUUGGCCAAGGGUGCAGCAAUUGAGGAUGGACAGCUUAAAAGUGGAGAUCAGAUCAUUGAGGUUAAUGGUACAGAGAUGUCUGGUAAAAGCCAAGGAGAAGCAGUCAAUAUACUUCGAAGUACAAGAGGUCUUGUUAAGUUACUAAUCCAAAGAGAGGAAAUGAUUCAAGCUCCUGCAAGAUCAUCACUUGAGGUCAAUGAAGAAAGUACAAAAUUUCUUCGUGAAGAAGGUAAACAAGUGCUGACAUUUAAGAUUCCUCUAAGCCAUUCUGGAGCUGCUGGUCUUGGUAUUAGUGUCAAAGGGAAAAUAGGUGGUGAUACUCCGCAAGACACAGGAAUUUAUGUUAAGUCUGUUAUUGCUGGAGGGGCAGCUCAGAAGGAUGGAAGACUACAAGCUGAAGAUCAACUGUUAAGCGUAAACAAGGUAUCAUUUUUGGGUAUACCAAAUGCAGAAGCUAUUGAAAAGCUAAGGACAGCAAUGCAGACCACACGUCUUGGACAAGCCUUCAUUGAAGUUACAAUAGCACGACUUAAAGAUAGUGAUGUAGAAUCAGUUAAUGAUUUGCAACAUUGUGAACAAGAAGAGAGACCCAUUGAAGCAAGUUUACAAGYACCAGUCGAAGAUACUAAUGAAACUGACCAAGGUCCCAUUGAAAUAAGCCAACAAAACCUAGUCCAAAAUARUCCCUUGGAACCUGACAUGGAAGAAAAUGUCCCCGAAGAGAAUGAACAAACAAGUGUUGCUAACGGCUCCCAAGAAGAAGACAGUUUUAAGGAAGGUCCCCCAGUCCAAUUAAAUCUAUCACCGAGUAAAUACAGGAAUGCUGUACAAAGAAAUGAGUCCUACUGUUUCGCCAUCAAAGGCCCUUACAAGAAACAUCCAAUACGACCAAGCCCCCUUUUAGCGAAAAGUGCCGAUACCUUUCAAGACAGGCCAUCAAGUACUGUUGGGCUGCCUACUCCUCCUUGUGAUACAAAUGGACAGUCCAAGAGCCGAAAUCCAACCCCAGUGCCUCCUCCACGGGGAGACUCGUUCAAUAACGCCACAAUGGCAAAUUAUCAAAUACGCAAACAUAUAUCAACAUCAAGUACGAAUGAUAAACAUGGCUUAAAAAAUGGCCAACAACUUGUGCCAUCAUCGCCAAACAGAAUAAACGUAGAUGUAAAGGAAAACAACUCAACUCGUGCAUCGUACCACAGGUUACCGUCCUACGAGCAAACAUUAGAGAGAAUACGAGGACGAUCUACAGGAUCAGAUGAAGGUCACGAGGAAAACAACGAUGACAUAAUCAAUGAUAGCCCUUUUGAAAGAGAGGGUUUUGGACGACAAUCCAUGUCAGAAAAGAGAGCACGCGCUUCGGUUGAUGCAAAAAAGACUCAAAUGUAUCAAAUUCGAGAAAAGCAAAAAGAAAUCAAUAAAAGCAAAACGUCCAACGCUAUUGUGAAUGGUAGUAAUCCCCCUUUACGCAAGGCUAAAUCAGAGGGUCAUAUGCAGACCAAUGCAGUUAAUGGGGACAAAGGCUUACAACCGAACACUCGACAAAUGUGGAAGUCAACAUCAGAAAGUUCAAUAAGUGAUGGCGACGUGCGAAAAGCAAGCACUAGUAACCAUAGUUUUAGAAAUGCUAUAGAAGGACCCUCGUCAUCUGUGUCUAAUGGUGUACCUCGAACAAGCCAAUCUGAAGAGCAAGAAAUUCCUAUCACCAUGACGAGCAAAGCGGAUUUCAAUGCUGUGCAACAAAAACUUGCCAAGAAACCAUUUUAUCGCAAAUUUAAAAUUGGUAAAACACGCAGAGGUGAAUAUAAUUUAGCUGAUGCCGAAGGAUCGCCGAAGCAUUCCUUGUAUGGCCAAGAAGCUCUUAUCGAUUUUCCGUCGGAACAGAGGUACCGCCAGCUUGUAAGUCAUUAUGACGACGAUUUGACCAAUCGAUCAAACUCCUUACCGAACAGACGACGAAUGGACCAAACAGAUGGAAACCAAGAACAGAGCAGUAAAGUUAAAAUAGGACGAGUGAUAAUGUCAGAACCAACUAGAGUUUAACAGAAAAUCUGRAAAAUAUUUUUAAUUUUUACAACAUUAACAGUCUCAUUUUGGCUAUGGAACCUCUUCGUUCUAUGGAAGACGUUUCUGAAUCAGGCGUGUGCAACAARUCUAUCAAAGAGUCUGUAGUCAAAGAGCCAUGGUUAACCGUGAUGCACUGCGGUCAAUUCAAGUAAAAAAUUGAUUGACUUUGAGGUGAUUCAGAUAGAAUGUUCAGCUAAUACAGAAUAGAUGGUUGACGAUGUAUUAAAACAUAUUUUGAUUAGUCCAAAACAUAAACAGAAGAAUCAUGCUAGCGGUGGUUCUUUAGAAGAUAUAUUCACUAUUCAGUCAUGGGAUGACCGGCAUGUUCGUACAGUAGCUAUUCCAAAGACGGUCGAUGUACCAAAAACAUUGCAGCUAAAUCGUUCAGACCUAUUUUAUCUAUAAUAUAUUAUWCAGAAAAAGUUAAAUGGAAAAAAUUCCGUAGUAUUCCGAAAAGUUGAUAUUUUAUAUGUUAGUUUUUGUUAAAAGGGCUUCUUUUAUGAUCGAAGGUAAUUUUACAUUUUGAAAAGUUCGAAUAAGCUAAUGAURUUGAUACGGCAUGGGAAUGCUGGAGAAGGCACAGUGUGAGGUACGUAUAAUCUAAAACUUCUGUCCAUAGAGAUGGAAAUGCUUCGCAUUUUAGUAACAAUUAGCUUACGAGUCAUUUAAAUAGCUGAAAAUAAUCAGAAGGAAUCAAAAGGACCAUUUGUGCGCCAGUGAUGCUUUAGGCGCCCUUCAAUUCGGCCGCCAUCUUGUAUUAAACAAAAAAUUWUUAGCGAAAGUAAUAAUUAGCCACAAUUCUAUAGAAGAAAUUGCUUCUUGACGAACACAUAGUUUUGACAUAUUUCAAGAUGGGGACUGUAUUGAUGAUAAAGUCCAUUUGAUUUGCUUGCUAGCGUUCAAAUGAUGUGAACAAUGCACAAAUUAAGACRCGUCUUUUGUGAAGCACACCUAUAUACUUUGCUUUCUAGAAUUUUUCUUUUUCACAUAUACGUUUAACACAUUGUCUGAAACAAGGAGAUACUGCAAACAUUGUUCAUGUUCAUAUACGUGACUGAUACUAGCCUGUGUAGCCGGGCCUAAAGAGACGGGUACUCGAGCUAAAAUUGAUACAAGACUGUCAACGCAAAUAAAUCACCUAUUUUUAUAACAUUGAA
Exaiptasia diaphana is the source of this 4926-nucleotide messenger RNA. Its product is annotated as partitioning defective 3 homolog B. Gene Ontology annotation, molecular function: phosphatidylinositol binding; protein binding. NCBI's taxonomy places the organism in Eukaryota, Metazoa, Cnidaria, Anthozoa, Actiniaria, Aiptasiidae. Gene Ontology annotation, cellular component: apical junction complex; cell cortex; adherens junction. The transcript has 17 exons. Gene Ontology annotation, biological process: cell adhesion; establishment of centrosome localization; microtubule cytoskeleton organization. The record is from RefSeq and is a predicted model, not a curated record. The coding region runs from base 146 to 3745 and encodes 1199 amino acids.